CAUCUUGACAUCCAUAAUUUUGUCGCACUAAAAACUUCAGGGUGGUUGCAUUAUUUACAUUUUAUAAUCGUGAUUUGUGGUAAUUUUUUCCUUGAAGAAAGAAAAUUCAAAAGGAAAAGUCUUUGAACUCACGUGUUAAAUAUUCCAAAGAAGUAAAAGAAAAUGGUGUGCGUUCCGUGCUUUAUUAUACCCGUUCUGCUCUUUAUUUGGCACCGAUUCAUUCAACCCUAUGUUCUGCGAUUUUGGAAUCCGUGGGCAAAGAAAGAUGAACAGGGAAAUAUCAUAAAGGAAGAAUCCUUCCCGUUCACAUGUAAAGGAGGAAGCUGCCCAUUUCCUGCUGGCAAGACGAAGCAACAGCUAAGUGAGAAAAAUGAAAGCGAAAGCAAAUCAGCAGAAGCACCUGGUGGUACCCAGGAAGUCACAACUGGAGACCCUGGAGACAAGAAAAACGACUAAUGGAGGUUUUAUAAGAAAAAAAAAUUAUAUUUAAUUCAAACGCUUUAUGUAAUUCAUAAUAUGUAAUAAUAAAUUCUAUGAGGUAGGAAAGGUACCGAAAAGAGGGA
Lutzomyia longipalpis is the source of this 563-nucleotide messenger RNA. RefSeq names its product UPF0729 protein AAEL015238. The coding region runs from base 163 to 456 and encodes 97 amino acids. The transcript has a single exon. NCBI's taxonomy places the organism in Eukaryota, Metazoa, Arthropoda, Insecta, Diptera, Psychodidae. The record is from RefSeq and is a predicted model, not a curated record.